CUCCGAAGGUCAUCCAAAUAUGAACAGCGUCAAGCUAGAACACCCAACUUUUUACUGCAACAGCUAUCCUGAACCUGGGUCAGUUGUUGUAGACCGAUCAUCUUCCGUUGAUUCCAUGGUGGUCUCAGCAACAUACUCGAUGCCUCAAAAUACCACGUUGGUUUCUUCCAGUUCUCAAGCAAGCCCAAGUACUUUGUUUUAUCAACACAGUCCCGAAUCGCACCCUCAUCAAAACCAAGUUAAAUAUCCAGAAAAUGGGCACGACACUUUGUCUGAUUUUGUUACAUUUGUAUGCCAAGAAACAGAUAAUAAUCAAAACUCACAGAUCCAGUCAAGUCUAUCUCGAAGUCCUAAACCCCAGUAUUUUCCAUCCACAAUGCUACCGCCCCCUCCGCUACCUCCAAUGGCUAGGCCAGUGGCUAUAAUCCGGUCAACUUGUGAUGUUAACAUGAGCGGAACCAACUCUCCACCAGCUAGUAUAACGCCGCCCUGCAGUGAGGCUUCGCCAGCGGAUGAGGUACCCGAAAUAAACUCUUCACCACCACUUAGCCCUGGGAGCCAUGACAUGCGGAAAUCACCAUCACAAAGAAAUUCAGUCCCGACAAGUAGUCCAUAUUCUCCUAGUCGGGAAUACUCUUUCAAUCAUUUCCAUGGGCAGCCGGGACAUGUUGGUAUUAAAUACUGUUGUCUUCAGGAAGAGUGCCACUAA
This is a messenger RNA of Diabrotica balteata, 709 nucleotides long. The record is from the annotation of a GenBank genome assembly. Lineage: Eukaryota; Metazoa; Arthropoda; Insecta; Coleoptera; Chrysomelidae.